This is a messenger RNA of Cariama cristata (Red-legged seriema), 2073 nucleotides long. Its product is annotated as prospero homeobox protein 2-like. Gene Ontology annotation, biological process: regulation of transcription by RNA polymerase II. Bases 1 to 2073 code for a protein of 690 amino acids. Gene Ontology annotation, cellular component: nucleus. Gene Ontology annotation, molecular function: RNA polymerase II cis-regulatory region sequence-specific DNA binding; DNA-binding transcription factor activity, RNA polymerase II-specific. The transcript has 5 exons. The record is from RefSeq and is a predicted model, not a curated record. Lineage: Eukaryota; Metazoa; Chordata; Aves; Cariamiformes; Cariamidae.
AUGGCUGGCAGGAGCCUGGAUUCCACCAUCCUUUUCCCUUCCUCUCAGGCAGUGGCCCUGUCUCAGGACUACGAGCAUGGUGCAUCUCCUGGAGAAGGAGUGCAAGCCCUGGCUUUCCCCAGGACCCGUGCCCGGGGUCCCGUGCCCUGUGCUGGUAACAGGGACCAGCUCUCCGACCAGCACCUGCGGGACCAGCUCUCCAACCAGCACCUACAGGACCAGCUCUCCAACCAGCACCUACGGGACCAGCUCUCCAACCAGCACCUACGAGCCAAGAGGGCCAGGGUGGAGAGCAUCAUCCAAGGCAUGAGCCUCCCACCAGUCCAUCAGGCAUUUGGCACCAGUCCGGAUGCAGCUUUUGGGCACGAGAGGGAGAGGGGCGGCGAGAUGCCUAGGGAGAGCAAGAGGAAGCCGAGGGUGACCCAGCAGGGCAUGGGGGCAGCUGGGCGAGUGGCCGCCAUGGAUGUCCAUCAGGCAUUUGGCACCAGUCCGGAUGCAGCUUUUGGGCACGAGAGGGAGAGGGGCGGCGAGAUGCCUAGGGAGAGCAAGAGGAAGCCGAGGGUGACCCAGCAGGGCAUGGGGGCAGCUGGGCGAGUGGCCGCCAUGGAUGGUAGCCCCCAUGCCGAGGGCUGCCAGCAGCUGAAAGAGCAGCUCUGCUUUUUAGAGCAGCAGCUAAGGCAGCUUCAGGAGAAGUUCUCCCAGGUCUGCGACUCUGGGGACACUGCCCAAACCCAGGAAGGUGCUGAGAAAGUGUAUCCACUGCCUGGAAAGCCUAGAGACAGAGUGGACAAGGAUGGUGCCGCUGCCACCAGUGACCCACGCAGAGUGCCUCUCUGGAGGAGUGUCCUGGAGGUGCAUGGGCUGGAGGAGGACGAGGACAGAUGCGAUGCAGGUGGCCUGCCCUUGGCAGCAAGGGUCCUUUCGCAGGCGCUGAAGCACGAGCUGGCUGGGGUGACAUCCCGGGUAGUGGACUCUGUCCUGAAGACCGUCUGGCCGAAGGCAGCCAGCCACCUCCUGCAGCAGCACCACAGCCGCCCGGUGCUGGAGCCAGAUGCCAGGAGAGAGUAUUUUGCUCCUGGGAAAUGCCGAAAGCCACUUGCUAAGCCAUCUCCCAUGAAUGCACCAGGCUUGCUGGGCUCACCCCAGGCUGAGGCCCUGUCAGGAGCUUCGGGAAAGAGCCCAGGCUCUCAUGCUGGCUCCUUCAGUUCAAAGGGGGGCAGAAAACCCUCUCAGGUACCCAGCAUGGGUUAUUCGCUGGGCUUGGCUGCCCCUGUCCAGGACAGCCAGCUGCUGAGCCAGCUGUUGGGCUAUGGCCAGCAUGGCCUCUGGGGCAGUGGCUCUUGUGGGAGCAUCUCUGCUCUGGAGAGGGAUCCCCCGGAGCCCCUCGACUUGCACUGGGGAACCGUCAAACUGAGGUCAUCAGUUGUGAGGCAGCAGCAGCAGCAUCCCCUGGCCCUGAGCCCUGCCAACAUGGAGAGCCUGGCACUGCUGCCAGCUGGCAGGGAUGGCCAUGGGGAGCUGCAGACUGGGAUGGAUGGGGCACCUUUCACCUCCACCCAUAUAUCCUUUGGGGCAGCUGGAGAGAUGCAGGAAGUGCUGACCCCCAGCCACCUGAAGAAGGCCAAGCUGAUGUUUUUCUUCACCCGCUACCCCAGCUCCACUCUGCUGAAGACAUACUUCCUCGACGUGCAGUUCAGCCGCUGCAUCACCUCCCAGCUCAUCAAGUGGUUCAGCAACUUCCGUGAGUUUUACUACAUCCAGGUGGAGAAGUUUGCCCGGCAGGCCCUGCUGGAGGGCAUCACGGAUGCUGGCACCCUCCAGGUCUCCCGGGACUCGGAGCUUUUCCGCGCUCUCAAUAUGCACUAUAACAAGGGGAACGACUUCGAGGUGCCGGGGCGGUUCCUGGAAGUGGCCAGCCUGACUCUGCGGGAGUUCUUCAGUGCUGUCAGGGCAGGCAAGGACGCCGACCCCUCCUGGAAGAAACCUAUUUACAAAAUCAUUUCCAAACUGGACAGCGACAUCCCGGAAGGGUUCAAAGCUGCCGGCUGCUCUCAGGAACUGCUCCGCAGCUGA